AUGACUAUGAAUGAUUUGAUGAAUGAGGUUCAUAGUAGUAUUGGUUCAGACCCGAUGACCGUUGACGUACACAUUAAAAUGAGGUUUGAGACCGGCAAUGGGGUUCAAGUGUACACAAAUGAUGAGGCCGAUAGCGGAGAGGAGGAAGAUGGACUUCAGAACAUGGAUGUAGAACCUGCUCGGAUGGAAUCAGGUUUUGUGAAGUCCUUUGUUCGGAAAGAUCCGUCUUUGAAAGUUGAAUUCAUACAAGAACUCAUCUCCAAGCAAUUUCAUUUCGAUGUCCCGUACCGGAGGGCAUGGUAUGCAAAGGGGAAAGCAAUAGCUGAUAUUUACGGUGAUUGGGAGAGUUCUUACGGCAGACUUCCGCACUUCAUGCAAGCCCUCCAACAGUCAAACCCGGGAACGUGUGUUGUGUGGAAGUACAAAGCGUUGGUUGACGGUGUUUACUACAGCAACAUGGAAGUGUUUGAAAGAGUGUUUUGGGCGUUUGGCCCUUGUAUCGACGGUUUUAAACAUUGUAUGUCAGUUAUCUGUAUCGAUGGGACGCACUUGUACGGGAAGUACAAAGGAACACUGUUGGUUGCUACAAGUGUUGAUGCAAACUUCCAAGUAUUUCCUCUACCAUUUGCGUUGGUUGAGGGGGAAAACACCUCCAGCUGGUCUUGGUUCCUGGGUUGCAUUCGGGUUCAUGUCACUCAACGAGAUGGCCUUUGUGUUAUAUCUGACCGACAUCCUGGGAUCAUUGCAGCAAUGACUGAUCCGAACGUUGGAUUUACCGAGCCGCGAGCCUAUCACAGAUUUUGUGUUCGCCACAUAGCUUCUAACUUGAAGACUCACGUGCGACGAAACGACAUGAGAGAUAUGUUCAAGGCUACGGCGUACCAAAGGCAGGAAAGAAAACUACACGGCGAUCUGUGUUUCAUUAGUGAGGCGUGUACCAAGGCAAUGGAGUACAUUGUUCAAAUUCCGUUCACCAUGUGGUCCCUCUUUCACGACGUUGGACGUAGAUACGGGAUUUGCACUACUAACUUCUCUGAGACAUUCAACAACGUGUUGAAGGGAGCACGGUUUCUACCGAUCAUGUCCCUAGUCGAGUUAACUUUUCAUAGAGUUAACAAAUAUUUCACUUUGAGAAGGGAGUCUUCUGAGGCAAGAUUUGAACAGGGACUUGCAUACCCCCCCAAGGUCACUGCCAUUCUAGAGAAGAACACCGCAAAAGCCAGAUAUCACAGAGUGGAUGCGUAUAACCGUCGAUUGCAUAUUUACCAAGUUACAACAGAAAGGGGAGACCGACUUGGUAGUAAAGGAGGCCAUAAACAUACUGUUAACUUUCAGUUAAGAACGUGUACCUGCAACAAACCUACGAUAUUUCACCUCCCAUGUUCUCACGUUCUAGCCGUAUGUGCAACGUACUCACUAUCAGAGCGGCCGUGGGUUGACCCGGUGCUGCAAUCGGAGGCAUACACGAGCACAUACGCGCCGCAAUUCUGGCCAAUCCCUUGCGAGACAACCUGGACGCCCUAUAACGGUCCCAGAAUCAUUCCCGACGGGAGCAUGUUGCGUGGAAUAGGGCGACCAAGGUCAAAGCGCAUACGUAAUGAAAUGGAUGAGACUAACCGGCCCGCGAGCAAAUGUAGUCGUUGUCACGUUCAGGGCCAUAACCGGGCAACGUGUCCAUCGAGACCCUCAGAGGACCCAUGA
Chenopodium quinoa (quinoa) is the source of this 1701-nucleotide messenger RNA. RefSeq lists its product as uncharacterized. The record is from RefSeq and is a predicted model, not a curated record. The transcript has 2 exons. Bases 1 to 1701 code for a protein of 566 amino acids. Lineage: Eukaryota; Viridiplantae; Streptophyta; Magnoliopsida; Caryophyllales; Amaranthaceae. Gene Ontology annotation, molecular function: zinc ion binding.